This is a messenger RNA of Perognathus longimembris pacificus (Pacific pocket mouse), 3121 nucleotides long. RefSeq names its product carnitine palmitoyltransferase 1A (gene Cpt1a). NCBI's taxonomy places the organism in Eukaryota, Metazoa, Chordata, Mammalia, Rodentia, Heteromyidae. The coding region runs from base 300 to 2627 and encodes 775 amino acids. The record is from RefSeq and is a predicted model, not a curated record. Gene Ontology annotation, molecular function: carnitine O-palmitoyltransferase activity. The transcript has 19 exons. Gene Ontology annotation, cellular component: mitochondrion. Gene Ontology annotation, biological process: carnitine metabolic process; fatty acid metabolic process.
GCGAACUUAAAAGGGCAGAGUGGCCUUAUCCUUUUCCACUCCUGAGGCUGUAGCUAAUGUCAGUCUUUGAUUUUGAAAUAACGGCCUGACUUGUGCCGGAUGCAUGAUUCUUUUUGGUCUUGUUUUUAUUUUGUUUUAAAUCCGCUCUCUGACACAAGGAACAUGUACCGUGGCUGAUUUCAAAUAUUUGUUAUCUUUUGUAGCCUUCAACUUCAACCCCGUGCCAAUAGCUGCUGGACAUGGGGUGCCCGCAGCCCUGACUUGACGCCAGGUUGCCUUGUUGUUUGGGUAAUCUCAGGAUGGCAGAGGCUCACCAGGCUGUGGCCUUCCAGUUCACCGUCACCCCCGACGGCAUCGACCUCCGGCUGAGCCACGAGGCCCUGAAGCAGAUCUGCCUCUCGGGACUCCACUCCUGGAAGAAGAAGUUCAUCCGCUUCAAGAAUGGCGUCCUGACCGGCGUGUUCCCGGCCAGCCCCUCCAGCUGGCUCAUCGUGGUGGUCGGCGUGAUUUCGUCCACUUACACCAAGGUGGACCCCUCCUUGGGGCUGAUCACGAGGAUCAACCGGACCCUGGACACGGUCGCCACCGGCCGCUUGUCCUGCCAGGCCAAGAGCGUGGUGAGCAGCGUGCUGUUCGGCACCGGCCUGUGGGUGGCGCUCAUCGUCACCAUGCGCUACUCGCUCAAGGUGCUCCUCUCCUACCACGGCUGGAUGUUCUUGGAGCACGGCAAGAUGAGCCGCUCCACCAGGGUCUGGAUGGCCAUGGUCAAGGUGUUCUCGGGCCGGAAGCCCAUGCUGUACAGCUUCCAGACGUCCCUGCCCCGCCAGCCUGUGCCCGCCGUCAGCGACACGGUCAACAGGUACCUGGAGUCCGUGAAGCCGCUGAUGAAGGACGGGGAGUUCCAGCGGAUGACGGCGCUCGCCCAGGACUUCGCGGCCAACCUGGGCCCCAAACUGCAGUGGUACCUGAAGUUGAAAUCCUGGUGGGCCACCAAUUACGUGAGCGACUGGUGGGAGGAGUACAUCUACCUCCGGGGCCGAGGGCCGAUCAUGGUGAACAGCAACUACUAUGCCAUGGACCAGAUACUGGCCGAGUCCACGCACAUCCAGGCCGCCAAGGCCGGCAACGCCAUCCACGCCAUGCUGCUCUACCGACGCAAGCUGGACCGGGAGGAGAUCAAACCAAUUCGCGUGUUGGGGUCCACGGUCCCGCUCUGCUCCGCGCAGUGGGAGCGGCUGUUCAACACGUGCCGCAUCCCAGGGGAGGAGACGGACACCAUCCAGCACCUGAAGGACAGCAAGCACCUCGCCGUGUACCACCGGGGCCGCUACUUCCGGGUGCCCCUGUACCACAGCGGGCGGCUGCUGCGGCCCCGCGAGCUGGAGCAGCAGAUGCAGCGCAUCCUGGACGACCCCUCGGAGCCGCAGCCCGGGGAGGCCAGGCUGGCCGCCCUCACCGCCGGCGACAGGGUGCCGUGGGCCAAGUGUCGCCAGGCCUACUUCGGGCGGGGCAGAAACAAGCAGUCCCUGGACGCGGUGGAGAAGGCGGCCUUCUUCUUGACGCUGGACGAGACGGAGCAGGGGUACAGGAAGGAGGACCCCGUGGCGUCCCUGGACGGCUACGCCAAGUCGCUCCUGCACGGCCAGUGUUACGACAGGUGGUUCGACAAGUCCAUCACGCUCAUCGUCUUCAAAAACGGCAAGAUGGGCAUCAACGCCGAGCACUCGUGGGCGGACGCGCCCAUCGUGGCCCACAUGUGGGAGUUUGUCAUGGCCACCGACAGCUUUGCCCUAGGCUACGCGGAGGAUGGGCACUGCAGAGGAGAGACCAACGCCAGCCUCCCCCCGCCCACGCGGCUGCAGUGGGACAUCCCGGAGGAGUGCCAGGCGGUCAUCGAGACAUCCCUGAACAGCGCCAGCCUCCUGGCCGAUGACGUGGACCUCUACUCCUUCUCGUUCAGCACGUUUGGCAAAGGCCUGAUCAAGAAGUGCCGCACGAGCCCGGACGCGUUCAUCCAGAUGGCCCUGCAGCUGGCGCAAUACAAGGACAUGGGCAAGUUCUGCCUCACCUACGAGGCCUCCAUGACCCGGCUGUUCCGCGAGGGGAGGACGGAGACCGUGCGCUCCUGCACCUCCGAGUCCUGCAACUUCGUGCUGGCCAUGGUGGACCCCACGCAGACGGUGGAGCAGAGGCUCAAGCUGUUCAAGCUGGCGUCCGAGAAGCACCAGCAGCUGUACCGCCUGGCCAUGACGGGCGCGGGCAUCGACCGCCACCUCUUCUGCCUUUACGUCGUGUCCAAAUACCUGGCCGUGGAAUCCCCCUUCCUUAAGGAAGUGCUGUCCGAGCCUUGGAGGCUGUCCACCAGCCAGACGCCUCACCAGCAGGUGGAGCUGUUCGACCUGGAGAACAACCCGCACCACAUUUCCGGCGGCGGGGGCUUUGGGCCGGUGGCUGACGAUGGCUACGGCGUGUCCUACAUCCUCAUGGGCGAGAGCUACAUCCACUUCCACGUCUCCUCCAAGCUGUCGAGCCCCGAGACGGAUUCUCACCGCUUUGGGAAGCACCUGAGGGAAGCCAUGACGGACAUCCUCAGCUUGUUUACGCUCGCAUCUAAUUCCAAAAAGUAAUUCCAGCAGGCCACCGCGAGGGACAGUCCUGUGACCCACACCAAAUGAAGAGUAGGCAUGAAUCCCGAUCCUAGUUCAGGACCGGGGAAAAACCACAAAGCUCCAAAGUUUCCCUUCCCGAGAGCGCUGGCCGCCCUGGUCUCCCCGGACCGGCGGCCCCGCGACGCAGGCCCUCCUCGGCUUGGGAGCCCCGAAGCCAGCCUGGGCGGGGCGCCCCCUUGGCAGGGCUGCAGCCGCACACCGGGAGGGCAUGGACGAGCCGCUGGCCGUGUUCCCAGCGUCGCCCACGCGUGGCGCUCGCCCGCCCCGCCCCUCCCCGGGCUGGGGGCCACCUCCUCCCGUCCCGCUGGCCCGGCCGUGGUUGGAACAGGCGGUCCCCACGUCUGUCCUGUGGCUGACCCCGCACGUCUUCAGAACCCAGUGCCUUAAAGACGGAGGCCCUCGGGGGGCGGGAAGCCUCGCGCGGGGCUGUUGCGGGGGGGAGGGGGGGUGUC